UUCAAUGAGCAACAAUGGCGAAGCCUUUGAUUUCUUCUUGGCUCAUGAUUUCUUUAUGUAUCCAGAUUAGGACCUUAACAGAUAAAGAAGAGCUGGUUUUGUCACUGGAGAGACAAUAUCAAGAGGAUGUUGGUGUUCUAGCAGCACUCUUCUUUAACUACGUCAAACUUAGUCCUGGUGAAGCACUUCACAUUGGUGCAAAUGAGCCUCACGCAUAUCUCUCUGGGGAAUGCAUCGAAUGUAUGGCCACUUCAGACAAUGUGGUCCGUGCUGGUUUGACUCCUAAAUACAAAGACAUACAAACUCUUUGCUCAAUGCUAACAUAUAAACAGGCAUUCCCUGAAAUCUUGCAAGGCGUUCCUGUGCAGCCACACGUAAGGCGGUACAGCCCUCCAUUUGAUGAAUUCGAGGUGGAUUGGUGCUUGGUACCUGCAGAUGAAGUUGUUACCAUAUCCUCGGUGCCAGGCCCAUCUGUCUUUCUCGUUAUAACCGGGGAAGGAGAGCUCCACGCAGAGUCUCUGUCUGGUGGGAAAAAGGAGGCAAAGGAAGGCGAUGUUUUCUUUGUCCCUGCAUACACUGAGAUUAACCUCUCUACCCAUAAGUCCAUGCAGCUGUACAGGGCUGGGGUAAACAGCAGAUUCUUCAGUUAACUGUCUUUCGAUCGCAAGUGGACUGCACUGUGAUUGUAGGGCCUGUUACUGUUAGGCAGACAGAUUAGAAUUGGGCCUUGGGCCCUUGGGCUUUGACCGCAUGAAUGAAUGUGGUUGGUAGAUUCAUGGGCAUGUCAUCCUAUGGCUGUGACAGUCGUAUAAUAAUGAAUAAAACAAUGCUCCAUUAUAUAUACUAGCCGUCAACGCA
Molecule: messenger RNA, 858 nt
Organism: Oryza sativa Japonica Group (Japanese rice)
Lineage: Eukaryota; Viridiplantae; Streptophyta; Magnoliopsida; Poales; Poaceae
Source: RefSeq, a predicted model, not a curated record